AAAGACUCCUUUUUUAACAUUUCAUCCCAACUCUCCCGAUUUCAAAUUAAGGGAAUUUGGAUGAUUUCUGCGGAAAUUUCAGAAAUUCGGAAGGGGUUUUUGUAGAAUCGAUUGAAAUUCGAUCAAUUUCGCGUUUCUGCGAUGCCUUUCCCGUGGAAGAAGGUGAAGAGCGGCCGAAUUUCCCGACUGGUCAACGACCACCUCCACAUCUCCCAGAAGCGGCGCGACGGCUCCUCUCUGGUGGUGGAGACCGGUUUUCCGACUUCGUUGAUCGAUCUCUUCAUCAAGAAUCGCGAGAAAUUGAAGAAGCCGUCGAAGAAGAAGCGCGGCGUUUGUGAUCCGGCGGUUGAAGGAUCGCCGAUUUUCUGCCCUCCGCCGCCGCCGUCGCCGGUGGGAUCGCCGCUGCGGCGAAGUGUUUCCCCAAUUCCGCCUCCGCCGAUUGAAAUUCGAAACGCGGAUGAGGCUGUGGAGGAGCGCGGCGGCGCUGAGAGCGGCGGGGAAGCGAGGGAUAGGGAAGUGAAUGGGGUUUUGGUGAUGAUUUUCAAGAUUUUCACGGUGGUGGUUUUGGGGUUUUCCACUAAGAGACUCGCUUUAGGGAUCACCAUCUCGGCGGCCCUCCUCCUCCUCCUCGAAUACGCCGGAAAACGCCGCCGCCGCCUCUCCCGGCGGCGCCGCCGAUUGUGCAAACUAAUUCUAGAUUACUAA
Messenger RNA from Salvia hispanica, 705 nucleotides. The record is from RefSeq and is a predicted model, not a curated record. Lineage: Eukaryota; Viridiplantae; Streptophyta; Magnoliopsida; Lamiales; Lamiaceae.